UGCAAAUGAGAACUUGUUCUCAACUAGCCUACCUGGUUAAAUAAAGUGGCCAUGAUACAGCCAGUACUUCUACUCCUGCUACUGGCAGCCAGGUUCUCACCAGUGUUUGGGACUGAGAUAUCAGUACUGGAGGGAACCUCUGUGACCCUUGUCUACAGAUUUCCCAGUGAGGAGAAUCACAUACUUUAUACAACCUUGAGUGAAACCAGUCCUUGCAAAUGGUGGUCCUGUUGUAAUCACACAGCUGUGACAACAAUACCUACAAUCGCACAAGAAAACAAAUACAGAUGUAUAACUGGAGUUGAGAUGGUGAACUUCACCAUUUUAGACCUUCAGCCUGCAGACAGUGGGAAUUACUUUUGCAGAUCAGCGAUCUCUACAGUGUUAAAUAAACCUUCAGAAUUCUACAGCCUGAGGGUAGUGAAAGGUCACACAGGUUGCAACAGGGAUUUACUGGACGGAUUGGAAUUUCUGGGAAAAGAUAUUGAGAAUCAGCCAAUCCCAAUCCAAAGUGCAAGUCAGUGCAGACAGGAAUGCACCAAUAUUUACAAGUGCCAGUACUUCACAUUCAGUUGGACGGAGACAGAAAUGAGAAACAAAUGUUCCUUGAAGGCCUCAACUGGUGAUCUGUUGAACUCAAGAAUUACAAUACAGCGCCUCCAAAAUGCAACCUCGGGCUAUUCCCUGAAAAACUGCAGUGGUAAAGUCACCUACUCAGCCAAAAAGUACAGCCUUGUCCUUAAGUGGAAAAACUGGACUGAAGCACAAGAGUACUGCAGACAACACUACACAAACCUGUCCAUCAUACACACAGAAGAGGAUUGGAAGGCAAUUCAAUCCACUCUGAGUCAUUUUAGUGGUGAUGUGUGGAUUGGCCUUAAUGGAAAUGGGCCUGUUCAAACUAAAAAGUGGAGUUGGUCUGAUGGGGAGGAGUUGAUGUUCUUAAACUGGGAUGGUGGUUUUGGCAGCGUGCUCAACAUUCAUUGUGCCGUUUCAGUUUCUUCUCGGUUUCGACAACAGUUGUGUUACACCUCAUUACCCUACAUGUGUCAAUACGUUCGUCAUGUCAAUGGAGUAACAGAGAAGGUGUAUCAGCUGAUAAUCAAACCAAAGAACCAGGAGGAGGCUGUGAAAGACUGCAAAGAUCAACAAGGAGAACUGGCGAGUAUCUGUAACCAGAAAGAGCAAGAUGCCUUUGAUGAGUUGAAUAAAGGGAUCACCUGGAUUGGAUUAAAGCAUGAGAACAACACAUGGAAUUGGUCCAGUGGGGAACCAUUUCAGAAAUGGGACUAUCCAAUGCAUUUGGGAGACGGAAAGUGUGUGAAGCUGAACUCAGAAAAUGACAGAAAAUGGACACCAGAAAAUUGUUCUACUCAAAGUCCUUUCCUGUGCUAUGGGGAUGAACGUCCACUUAAUAACACCACUGGGGAUUUGACCACUCCUGUUGCCCCUGAAACCACCUGGCCUACUUCAACUGGUCCUCCCUCUACCAAAACCUCCACCACAACACCUACCACUUUACUACCUACUACUACUAAUGGACAGUCCACCACCUCACCAACUACCACUACUAAUGUACAGUCCACCACCUCACCAACUACCACUACUAAUGUACAGUCCACCACCUCACCGACUACCACUACUAAUGGACAGUCCACCACCUCACCAACUACCACUACUAAUGGACAGUCCACCACCUCACCAACUAGCACUUCUAAUGUACAGUCCACCACCUCACCAAAUGCCACUCUUAAUGGACAGUCCACCACCUCACCAACAACAACCACUACUAAUGGACAGUCUACCACAUCACCACCUACAACUACUAGCGGACAGUCCACCACCUCACCACCUACCACUACAAAUGGACAGUCCACCACCUCACCAACUACCACUACUAAUGGACAGUCUACCACCUCACCAACUACCAAUACUAAUGGACAGGCCACCACCUCACCAACUACCACUACUAAUGGACAGUCCACCACCUCACCAACUACCACUACUAAUGUACAGUCCACCACCUCACCAACUACCACUACUAAUGCACAGUCCACCACCUCACCACCUACCACUACUAGUGGACAGUCCACCACCUCACCACCUACCACUACUAGUGGACAGUCCACCACCUCACCAACUACCACUACUAAUGGACAGUCCACCACCUCACCACCAACUACAACUAAUAAUGGACAGUCCACCACCUCACCACCUACCACUACUACUGGACAGUCCACCACCUCACCACCUACCACUACUACUGGACAGUCCACCACCUCACCACCACCUACCCCUACUAAUGGACAGUCCACCACCUCACCACCAACUACAACUAAUAAUGGACAGUCCACCACCUCACCACCUACCACUACUAGUGGACAGUCCACCACCUCACCGUCUACCACUAAUAAUGGACAGUCCACCUCCUCACCAACUACCAAUUCUCAGGGACAGUCCAACAUCUCACCAACUACCAUUACUAAUGGACAGUCCACCACCUCACCAACUACCACUAGUAAUGGACAGUCCACCACCUCACCACCUACCACUACUAGUGGACAGUCCACCACCUCACCAACUACCACUACUAAUGGACAGUCUACCACAUCACCAACUACCACUACUAAUGGACAGUCUACCACAUCACCACCUACAACUACUAGCGGACAGUCCACCACCUCACCACCUACCACUACUAAUGGACAGUCCACCACCUCACCAACUACCACUACUAAUGGACAGUCUACCACAUCACCACCUACAACUACGAGUGGACAGUCCACCACCUCACCACCUACCACUACUAAUGGACAGUCCACCACCUCACGAACUAUCACUACUAAUGAACAGUCCACCACCUCACCACCUACCAUUACUAAUGGACAGUCCACCAUCUCACCAACUACCACUACUAAUGGACAGUCCACCACCUCACCAACUACCACUAGUAAUGGACAGUCUACCACAUCACCACCUACAACUACUAGUGGACAGUCCACCACCUCACCACCUACCACUACUAAUGGACAGUCCACCACCUCACCAACUACCACUACUAAUGGACAGUCCACCACCUCACCACCAACGUCAACUUCCAGUGGACAACUGAGUUCAUCAAAUCCCACCUCCACAGACAGGGAUCCCACAUCCUCUCCCUGUUGUCUGUCUUCUCCACUCCAUCCUGAUUAUCUGCAAUACAUCAACAAGUCCAAGAGCUGGAUCAAUGCCAUGGAGUUCUGCAGAAGCCGUGGCUCCAAGUCCAACCUGGUGCACAUCACCAACCAGACUGUGCAUGCUGACGUGACCCAGCUCAUUGCCAAUGUGGAGCUGGCAUGUGGGGGAGUGUGGAUUGGUCUGGAGCGGUCCAUCUUUGAGUGGAACGCCCCCUGGCUGUGGACCAGUGGUGAUGUUGAUAAGGUGGUGAAGUACAGUGAGUGGCACAGCUGCUUCCCCCUCAACCCCAUCAAUUACCACUGUGGUAAGAUGGUCCGGGUUGGUAACGGAGAACUGAAGUGGCUGGAUGCUUCCUGUCAUCAGGAAUUACCCUUCAUAUGUCAAGAUCUCCACUAGUGGGCUCUACAUGGCAGCCUGGACAGUCUGCAGCCAGACACCACACUGAUCUACCAGAGAGACUUCCACACUCAUGGUCUGGAAGGAACCUGCAUUUCAAUUCAUUAUAUUUUACACCAAUAUAACUAUUACUAUUAUUAGGACUUUUUAUUGUCAUAUUUUACAUGAUAUUACUUAAUGAUACUGUACUUACAUAUACUGACUCGUAAGCAUUGUUAUUUGACCUAUAGUUUACUGUAAUACCUUGAUUGUUUUAAAAUAGAGUAAAGAAAGGUAAAGUAAAAGGUAUUAACUGAACAUGCAGUAUUUAACUCCUGUGUGAUAUGUACUGUUACAGAACACUAUUUAGUUAGAAUGUAAUUAUUGUUAUUUUGUAUUUCCUUUCGUCUCUGCUCUGAUUAAACAUUCAUUUACAGUU
Molecule: messenger RNA, 3991 nt
Organism: Oncorhynchus gorbuscha (pink salmon)
Lineage: Eukaryota; Metazoa; Chordata; Actinopteri; Salmoniformes; Salmonidae
Exons: 11
Coding region: 52-3573 (1173 amino acids)
Biological process (GO): proteolysis
Cellular component (GO): extracellular region
Molecular function (GO): protein binding
Source: RefSeq, a predicted model, not a curated record